GUUUUUGGUGUAUAAUAUGAAGAGAAAAAAAACAACCCAUAAAGCAUUCAAACAGUUGGCGGUAGUGACGGCCGGAUUCUGGAGCCGGGCACUGUGGGCAGAGCGGAGAGAGAGUCCCGGGACCUCCGGUCCAUUCUGCGGGGCUACAGGAGGACUCCCCACAGCCAGCACUGCGGGGGCCAGUGCGGCUCGGUUACUGUGCUGUCUUGGGAGUGCCUUACCCACAGCUUAUUGCAGCCAUGGCUGUGAUCGGGAACUUCUUUAGUAACUUGAGGUCUUUGGCAAUCACUUUGGAGAAGGAGACUGCGCAUAUUGAACAAGUCUUCUCCCAAGAAGAGAAUGAAUAUGAAGAUGAAUCUCCAAUGAGAAUGCUGCAUGAUCUGCGUUCAGAGAUGAUGGAAUUGAAGACUGACAUCCAAGGCACCAUUGAUAAAACUCGCUGGAAAGGGCAAGAAGUGAUGUCUUUCAUGAAGAUGUGUAAAGUGCUGCAGCAGAGGAACGCCUCGGACCUCCAGCAGAUAAAAGACACCUUUCAGAAGUACGGCUAUAAACCCCUCGAUGGUGAUGCAUCAGACAAUGAGAUGACAGAUGAAACAGAGAAUGGUGAUGAGAAUAAUCACAAUACUGAUCCACAAGCUCCGCCUCCUCCACCAGCCCUUGACAAACAGCCAGCAUGGGAUUUAAUGCGGGUCCCCCAGCUCUCAGACUUCGGCUUGUCUCGCUACCAGCUGCCUUCAGCAUGGGAGCCACAGAGCAAUAAGAUGCACGUCCGCAGCGCACUGGAAGUAAAGCCUGAGCCGUCCUAUAAAGAGAUCUGCUCUGUACAGGUAGCCAAGACCCCAAAGUGUGCCCUGACCAUGGAGGAUGAUGACUUCUCACAAAUACAGCACUUCGGGAUCAGCGACUAUAACACAAAGCUGAAUGAUGACUACACCCUAGCACUUAUGAACAAGAAAAAGGGAAGUGGUCCUGAAAAAUCAAAGGACACAUCAAGAAGCUUGAAAACCAUUCUAGCUACGCCUGCGCACUUGACGUAUAAGAAUGAUUUCUCCAAUGUGGAUUCCCCAUUGGCACCGGUGUUCUACACCCCGGGACUGAAGGUGCAUAAGAAAAGAGCUGACUGUGGUCUGCAGGAUGGGGACAGUGAAAUAGAGCACCAUGGCAGCGCCGCAGAUGUGUUGGAUGAUGCUGCCACCCUAACAAGCUCCACAAGGGACAUGAAAUGUCACUUUACUCUACCUGCCUACCAGUCACUGAGAAGUGAUAGAGAAAUUGUGGACUCUCCUCAUCCGCCCAAGUUCUGCACACCUGGACUCAAGGUUCAUAAGAAAGACCUUGGCUGCGGGGCUGAAAAAUCCUUGGAGAGUAAAGGAGUGGUAGAACGUCUGGACACUCCACCCGUGCCAAGCUUUGAGACCAAGUGGCUUAACAGUGAUACUAUGGCAAGAUCACUGGACAUCACAGAACCAAUACCUAGACCGGAGCUUUCCCAUAAUGUGUACUUAGAGGAGGCCGUCCAGCUGGUUUUAAAAUCUGACAAACAUUAUGGAAACCCAACUAAAGCCGCCUCUCCCCCCAAGAUGUGGGAUUUCCAAAUCAGUACUCCGCCACGUCCCGAAAUGACGACCUCUCUAACUGAAGACUUAUUCAAGUACAAUAUGAAGCUGGCCUCUCCUCCCAAGGUGAAAGAGUAUGAGAAUUUACUGAAGACACCCGUCCGCCCGGAGAUGACGUCCUGCAUGACUGAGGCUAUCCCACAGAUAUCUCAGUACGGUAAAGCAAAGCCAUCAUGGGACAAUCCACAAGGCACCUCUAUUGGGAAAGGAGGCAUGGAGAAUAAAGAGAACAGACCCUGAUAAGCGGGAUAUUGGAUCGUACAGCUCGUUAGCUUCUCUAGGAUAUAUCUGGAGAUUCAUCUCACCAUUUGAAAGAAACUCACGUGAAUAAACUUUUAGUUGUAUACUGUAACUUUGUACAUUUUUCUGUGGUUUGUGUCCACAGUAUUUCUGUAAUGUCCGUAAUCAUGCAGCACAAGUAAAGGCAAUGUUGUGAUGUUCACAAACACAUUAUCUUGUGUUGCGUAUCCUGGUAUAAAUCUUUUACAGAAUUAAAUUGGCAGGGACAUUAAGGAUGAUGUUGUGACUGUCAAUACACACACCGUUUGUAGUUCUAAUAUGUAUAUAAUAAAUAUUUGCAUUGAUAAA
Messenger RNA from Pseudophryne corroboree (corroboree frog), 2204 nucleotides. RefSeq names its product spindle and kinetochore associated complex subunit 3 (gene SKA3). Gene Ontology annotation, cellular component: spindle microtubule; kinetochore; outer kinetochore. NCBI's taxonomy places the organism in Eukaryota, Metazoa, Chordata, Amphibia, Anura, Myobatrachidae. The transcript is spliced from 13 exons. Gene Ontology annotation, biological process: chromosome segregation; mitotic cell cycle. The coding region runs from base 240 to 1856 and encodes 538 amino acids. The record is from RefSeq and is a predicted model, not a curated record.